Molecule: messenger RNA, 768 nt
Organism: Arachis duranensis
Lineage: Eukaryota; Viridiplantae; Streptophyta; Magnoliopsida; Fabales; Fabaceae
Exons: 2
Coding region: 1-768 (255 amino acids)
Source: RefSeq, a predicted model, not a curated record
AUGGCCAUAAUGGAAGCUAUGAUUGCCAAUCUUUGCAAAAGUGUCAACAUCCCUUUUAUCAAAGCUCUCCAACAGAUGCCUACAUACAUCAAGUACAUAAAGGAGAUGCUGACAAAGAAAGGAACCUUAAAAGGAGGACAGACUGUGACAAUGAACAAGGAAUGUAGUGCCCUCAUCAAGAAAGAUGUGCUCCUAAAGAAAAAAGAUCUAGGGAGCUUUCAUAUUCCCUGUGUCAUAAGAGAAACAAAAAUUUACAGAGGAUUUUGUGAUCUUGGAGCUAGCAUAAAUUUGAUGCCUCUGUCUCUUAUGAAGAAUCUGCAAAUUAAUGAGCUGAGAUCCACUGAUGUAAUUAUGCAAUUGGUUGAUAAAACUCAGAAGCAGGCUGAAGGAGCAGUCGAAAAUGUGUUGGUAAAAGUGGGAAAUGACUUCUUCCCAACAGACUUUGUUGUUUUGGACAUGGAGGAAAGUUACCUCCAUCCUAUUAUUUCGGGGAGACCAUUUCUAGCCAUUGGUCGAGCACUCAUUGAUGUAGAACAAGGAGAGUUGAUACUGAGAAUAUAUGAUGAGCAGCUCACUUUCCAGGUCUUCAAGCCCAUGCAUGAAUCUGAGCAAGAGAACAAGAAAUUAAAGGAAGAAUAUGGGGAGAGCUUUCUGAUGGAGAAUAGCAAUGAACUACCAAACAAGCAUCUGGAGCUUCCCUUGAUAGAUAAACAAAAAACUCAAGAGAUGAAGCAACCAAUGGAGUUCAAGGAAGAGCUGAAGCCAUAA